Paramecium sonneborni is the source of this 1839-nucleotide messenger RNA. The record is from the annotation of a GenBank genome assembly. Lineage: Eukaryota; Ciliophora; Oligohymenophorea; Peniculida; Parameciidae.
AUGAAAUAAAGGAAAAAAGCUUAAGUGGCAGAUAAAAUUUGUUUCAAUUGUGAUAAAUCAAAUUCCUAAUAAUUAAUAGUCAAAGGCAAACAACUAAUUAAUCAAAUUCCUAAUAUUUAAAUUGUGAAUACUAUUCUAAAAAAAUAUUUUGGAUAUCUAAUAUAACCUAAACCAUUUUAGAAAUUGAAAAACUAAAGAUCCAAAAGUAAAACUGACUUACAUUCGAAUCUUUAAUACUUAGAGAAAUUAAAAUUAGCUCAUUUUGACAGAGAAUUAAUUUAAUAAAUUAAAAAUACAGAAUCAAUAUUUUCACCUUCAUCAUUAUAAUACAGAAAUUGCUUAGUUUUGAAUUCUGAAUUUAAAGGAUUAAAUAUUCUUGAAUAUGUUUUUGAAGAAAAAUUGAGUAAUUAUUAAUAAUUAUAAUAGGAAGAUUAGAGUGGAAAUUCUGUAAUAGUAAUAAUCGAUUUUUAGUGUAAGAUUUUAUUGAAAAAGACCUUUAUUUGAAUGACCAUACUGGAGUAUCAUAAUUAAUUAAAUAAAAUGAUAAGUAUUAUUUAAAACAUCUAUACACUGUAGAGGUAGUGGAGAAUGAAAAAUCAAUUUAAGUAUUUUAUUGAAUUAAUUUUAUAGAAAUAUUCAAGUCCUGAUUAUAUAAAUUAAAUAUUGUAUGAAUAAACAUUAGAUAGAUUAUACAUCUUAUCAAAAAGUUAAUUAAAAACAGAAGAUGUAAUUUUGAAAUAAUUCUCAACAUAACAAGCUGAAGCCUACAUCAUUUAAUCUGUAUUUUUACAUAAGAAUCCAUAUUUAUUGUUUUUAUAAAGCUAAAAGGAACUCUAACUUUAUGAUUAAAGAAAAUAAAAUACAAAUGUACUUGUUUCUAUUGAUUUACAAAAUUUGUUAACGAAUAGAAUAUACUCAUUUCAUUAAUUUUAAUAAAGUUAAUACAUAAUGUUAUCUACAAACACAGAUCUGUAAUUUUAUGAUUUAAGAAAUCUAAGAAAUCCAUUUAAUAUAUAAAAGCAUGGUUGUAUGGAAACUGGAAUAUCUUAAUUUGUAAGUAUAACUGAUUAAACAAUAAAUUUCGAAGCUUUUUUAGAAUAAAAAGAUUUUUAAUUAAAUAGAAAUAAGACCUUUUCCACUGCAGAAAAUGUAAUUGGUUAUUCAAAUUAUGGAAAUUCUAUUUUUAUUAAUUUUGAUUGUGGGCUUGUUAAUUAAGUCAAAGAAAAUUUACCAUCCUUAAGAACUUGUACAAAUUUAUUAGUAGAUGAUUCAAUUUAAUAUGGUACAAAUGAUUUGACUCUAAAUGGAUUUCCUAUGUUAAUUGGAAAUAGUUAAAUAUAUUCAAAAAGAUUAAAAAAUAGAGGAUUUUAAUAUAUUUAUCUUGAUAAAAAAUAUUUUAUCUUUUCACUUGAUAAACAAGGUGGUUUAGGAUUAUAAAUUUUGGAUUCUUAUUUUGAUCCAAUAUGUAUUAAUUAAUAAUCUAAUAAUAUUGAUGAAAUUUUAAUGGUAGAAUGUUCAGAAAGAUAGUAAUUGAAUAAAAGCUCAAAUGAUUAUGAUUCAAUAUUUGAUGAAUUUUCAGAUAUUUAGGAUUCAGAUUUGGAACUAGUAGAAAUUUAAGAACUACUUCCAAAAGUUAAAAAAAUUAAAUUGGAUAAUUUUUCUAUUGAAGAAUUCAAUUUAAAUGAAGAAAAUAUUGAUGAAGGAGUAUAAUUUGAAGAUGAAAUACUACUUUAAAAAGUAGAAAAGGAAAUUUAGAAUGAGAAUAAUAUUUAGUUAAAAUAAAAUCAAAAUUUUAUUUUGACUCAAGACAUAAUUAAUUUUAUGCUGAAACAAUUAUGA